Molecule: messenger RNA, 7717 nt
Organism: Oncorhynchus tshawytscha (Chinook salmon)
Lineage: Eukaryota; Metazoa; Chordata; Actinopteri; Salmoniformes; Salmonidae
Product: zinc finger MIZ domain-containing protein 1-like
Exons: 23
Biological process (GO): regulation of transcription by RNA polymerase II; protein sumoylation
Molecular function (GO): zinc ion binding; SUMO ligase activity
Source: RefSeq, a predicted model, not a curated record
GCAACACAUUUUGUUCCUAACCACCAAGCAUGGCCCUUUGGGAAUAGAAUGGCCAAUGUAAUUUGACACUUCAACUUACUGUGCUCUCUAUCUUAGUUGAUUCACCCACUGACGUUGAGCCCCAGUCAUUCUCAGUGGUAGUCACUAGAGGAAGAUCAUUAAAAAAAAAUAAAAAAAAAACAAGAUCCUGAAUAUUACUAAAGAGGACUUUCUCCGAGUCGUUUCGCCACUCGCUUUAAAUCUGGAGCAGCAGAAUCUGGGGCGGAGGACCAAUACCUGACAUGGGGGGGUGGGGGGGUCUGAGGUGGCGGCAGACAGAGAGACACGGAGGAAGAAGAAUCCAGGGUUUACAGUCAACACAGAGGUCACUAGUUUAAUGGCUGGAAGGUAGAGGUCAAAGAGGGACAUAAUGACCUCCAUUCCGUCGAUGGACAGGCACAUACAGCAGACCAACGACCGUCUGUUAUGUAUCAAACAGCACUUACAGAACCCCGCCAAUUUCCAGACGGCAGCGACAGAGCUGCUGGACUGGUGCGGUGACCCCCGGGCCUUCCAACGACCCUUUGAGCAAAGCCUGAUGGGAUGUCUAACGGUGGUGAGCCGGGUGGCAGCGCAGCAAGGUUAUGACCUGGACCUGGGGUACAGGGUCCUAGCAGUGUGUGCUGCCAACAGAGACAAGUUCUCUCCCAAAUCAGCAGCCUUGUUGUCGUCUUGGUGUGAGGAGCUGGGUCGUCUCCUCCUCCUCCGUCAUCAGAAGAACAGACAGAACGAACCACCCCAGGGGAAGGUUCCUAUGCAGCUCACCAUGCACUCCAUGAAGCCCACCCUGUCACACAGUGAUGGGUCUUUUCCCUACGACUCAGUACCAUGGCAACAGAACACCAACCAGCCGCCGGGUUCUCUCUCCGUGGUAACGACCGUCUGGGGUGUGGCCAACACCUCGCAGAGUCAGGUGUUGGCAAACCACAUGGCUAACAGCGGUAACCCCAUGAUCCCUGGUGGUAACCCCAUGGGUCAGGGGGGUAUGUCUGGGAACAACCAGGGGAUGAACUCACCCCAGUUCCCAGGCCAGCAGCAGCAGUUCCCCAACAAGGGCCAGCAGAACCAGGCUUACAUGCAGCAGGACCUGUACGGACGCCAGGGCUACCACGGGGGAGGAGGAGGCUUCGGGGGAAGUGAUUACCCUGGAGGUCCUAUCUCUGGUCCUGGUGGCGUGGGCAUGCCCCCCCAUCCUCGUCCCCCUAGCGACUUCACCCAACCUGCUGCUGCCGCCGCCGCCGCAGCUGUCGCCGCGGCAGCCGCCACUGCCACCGCCACUGCCACGGCAACUGUUGCCGCCAUGCAGCAGGACACUCAAAACAAGGACAUGAACCAGUAUGGACCGAUGACUUCGUCGUUCCAGAUGGGGCCCAGCCAGGCUUACCAGAACCAAUUCAUGAACCAGGGGCCAGGGGGCCCCAGGGGCCCUCCAUCCAUCCCAGGGAACAUGGGCCCCGGUCCGGGCAUGAACCCCUCCAACAUGGUCUCCUCCCACAUGGGAAUGAACCAUCCCCGGCCCCAGGGGAUGGUGCCCUUUGGAGGCCACGUUGCCCAGAGAAUACCCCAGCAGGGAUACCCAGGAUCCAGGCCUCAGGGUAUGGGCAUGCAGGGUGUGAAGAGACCCUACCCUGGAGAGCCUAACUACGGAGGGCAGCAGUAUGGUGCAGGACCGAACGGCCAAGGGUUCCCCCAGCAGCAGAACCAGUACCCCACCCACACCCCCAACCCCUCCAGGCCACUCCCGUCCCCCAACUACCCAGGCCAGAGAAUGCCUGGUGGGCAGCAGAUCCAGGGCCAUUACCCCCCUCCUGGAGGGGCCAUGGGACAGUACUACAAGCAAGAGCCUUUCAACGGUCAAAGUAACAACUUCUCUGGGAGUGGAUAUCAGUACAGCCAAGGCAAUAUGAAUGGGCCUCCUCGACCGGUGGGUUACUACCCCCACUCCCCGGUGCAUGGCAACCCGACCCCGCCCAUGACCCCAGGAAGUAGUAUCCCUCCCUACAUGUCUCCAAAUCGUGACGUCAAGCCCCCCUUCCCUCCAGACAUCAAACCAAAUAUCACCGCUCUUCCUCCUCCUCCAGCCAACCCCAACGAGGAGCUGCGUCUGACCUUCCCGGUGAGGGACGGGGUGGUCCUAGAGCCCUUCAGACUGGAGCACAAUUUGGCCGUCAGUAACCAUGUCUUCCACCUCCGCCCCUCUGUACACCAGACCCUCGUGUGGAGGUCAGAUCUGGAGUUGCAGUUUAAAUGUUACCAUCACGAGGACCGACAAAUGAACACCAACUGGCCUGCCUCGGUCCAGGUCAGUCAGUGUUAGCACGCCACACCCCUCACCAUCGAGCGCGGCGACAACAAGACGUCCCACAAGCCCCUGCACCUGAAACAAGUCUGCCAACCAGGAAGGAACACCAUCCAGAUCACAGUUACCGCCUGCUGCUGUUCUCACCUGUUUGUACUGCAGCUGGUCCACAGACCCUCUGUACGAUCCGUCCUGCAAGGCUUACUGAAGAAGAGGUUACUGCCUGCAGAGCACUGCAUCACCAAAGUUAAGAGAAACUUCAGCAGCGUAGCGGCGUCCUCUGGGAACACCACUCUGAACGGCGAGGACGGUGUUGAACAGACGGCCAUCAAGGUCUCCCUCAAAUGUCCAAUCACCUUCCGGCGGCUCCAACUUCCAGCCAGAGGUCAUGACUGUAAACAUGUCCAGUGCUUUGAUUUGGAAUCCUACUUACAGUUGAACUGUGAGCGAGGAACGUGGCGAUGUCCAGUAUGCAAUAAAACAGCGUUGCUAGAGGGACUAGAAGUUGACCAGUACAUGUGGGGGAUUCUUAAUGCCAUCCAAAACUCGGAGUUUGAGGAGGUGACCAUAGACCCUUCGUGUAGUUGGAGACCUGUGGCCAUCAAGUCUGAUAUCCACAUCAAGGAGGAUCCAGAUGGACCCAUGGCCAAGAGGUUCAAGACCAUGAGCCCCACCCAGAUGACCCUGCCCAACGUGAUGGAGAUGAUCGCCCUGCUCGGCCCAGGGCCCUCGACCUACCCGCCCCAACAGGGGGGCAACAACAGCGAAUACGGAAGCCAUGGUAACAGUUACCAGGGCCACAGCGGGGGCUUUGACUUCCCCCAUGGGAACCCCGGUGGUACGACCAUGAACGACUUCAUGCACGGCCCCGUUCUGUCCCACCCGCCAAACAUGGCACAGGACAAACACCUCACACACAGCAUGCCUGACUCUAUACCUCAUCCUACCAUCACUGACCAGUCCCACAACUUGUUACAGCAUAGCGUACACGCCCAAUCUCACCCCGGCAGCCAAUCGGGACAGCCGUUGCAUCACAGUGGACCUCCUCAGCCGUCACGACAACAGGCUCUGCCCCCACAGCAACAACAGCCCGGCCCUAACAAUCACCCUCUGCAUCACGGUGACCCCUUAGAGGGACUGGGUGGAGGGCUCCCAGAUAUGCCCGAACCUUCCUUGGAUCUCCUCCCAGAGCUGGCUAACCCAGAUGACUUGUUGUCUUACCUGGAUCCUCCAGACCUCCCGAGCAGUAGCAACGAUGACCUUCUCUCGCUCUUUGAAAACAACUGACUCUGAUUCUAGAUCAGUUCAUUUUAAAAAAUGUACAAAAAAAAAAACACUUAUAGGACUGCCUGGAGUUGGACCUAUAACAUCUGACCUGAGACCUGCUCCAGUACUUGACAAACACAAAGAUGCACUCCCUUUCUCCUUUUCCCCUUGUACAGUUUGCAUUGAUUCUCCAGCAGACUGACUGACAGACUGACUGAUUGACUGAACAAUGUUUUAAAACUCAAAAAGACAUAGCAGGACAGGGUAGGGCAGUGAGUGAUGUCUGCCUCCCUGCAGCGCCCCCAUGUGACCAUCGAUGAUACCAGCUAUCUGAUAUUCAGUUCAUUUUGUAUGCCACCAGUGUCUGUGUGCACAUUUAGGAAAGUGUUGAUGCGUUUUUUUUAAAUUCAUAUUUUGUUUCCUUUUAAAGAAAAUAAAAGAGGAAUUCAUUAAAUAUAUAAGGGGGGGGGGAAACAUAUUGGAAAAACAAAAUGUCCUGCACUAUCUGGCCAGUGUUUGUAAUGUCCACGUUAUUGUUUCACCUUAUAAGACUCAGCGUCUCAGCUUCCUGUUGUCCCAAACGUUGUCACAGUUACUGUUCCCGGGACUGGUUACUACGUCUGUCUGUCUGUCUGUCUGUCUGUCUGUCUGUCUGUCUGUCUGUCUGUCUGUCUGUCUGUCUGUCUGUCUGUCUGUCUGUCUGUCUGUCUGUCUGUCUGUCUGUCUGUCUGUCUCUGUCUGUCUGUCUGUCUGUCUGUCUGUCUGUCUGUCUGUCUGUCUGUCUGCCUGUCUGUCUGUCUGUCUGUCUGUCUGUCUGUCUGCCACUGCACGUCAUGUGAAAGCACAAGAUAUAACAACACAUACAUCUCAAAGGGAACAAAACACAUUUAAAGUGACAUCUUUUUCUAACACCAAAACAUUUAACCCUACAACAUAGACAUUUAUAAUCUCCAAUCAGAGAAAUACAUUUUCGUACUGUGACUAUCUUGUUUCUUUAUUAUCCUGGACAGAGUAGAGUCACCAAUUGAUUGAUUAAUUGAUAGUCAUCAAUGGUAAAGGAAAGCAGACCUGGGAGAAUGAUGUUUGUUACCAGGGUUUGGGUCGAUUUGAAAUGAAGGCAGUCAAUUCAGGAAGUUAACUAAAAUUCCAAUUUAAUCAUUAAUUCCAAUUAAAUAAUUAAAACAGGGCAUAUAUUUUCAAUUACUCUCAAUUAGCUGAAAAAGGAGAAGCUAUUUAACUAUGUCAACAUAUCACUUCCAGAAUUGAUUGACAUCAAUUUGAAUUGUUCCCAACCCUGUGGGUUACUAUUUGAGUUUCCUGUCAGGCCGAUAUCAAGCCAGUUAGAGCUCCUAUCUUAUCCGUCUUUCUUCUGUGCAUGCACCACCUGGUGUUGCUCCUCUCAUCAUUCUGUCUUCUCUGCAUGCACCACCUGGUGUUGCUCCUCUUAUCAUUCUGUCUUCUCUGCAUGCACCACCUGGUGUUGCUCCUCUUAUCAUUCUGUCUUCUGUGCAUGCACUGCCUGGUGUUGCUCCUCUUAUCAUUCUAUCGUUUCUGCAUGCACCGCCUGGUGUUGCUCCUCUCAUCAUUCUGUCUUCUCUGCGUGCACCGCCUGGUGUUGCUCCUCUUAUCAUUCUCUCUUCUCUUCAUGCACCGCCUGGUGUUGCUCCUCUUAUCAUUAUGUCUUCUCUGUGUGCACCGCCUGGUGUUGCUCCUCUUAUCAUUCUCUCUUCUCUUCAUGUACCGCUUGGUGUUGCUCCUCUUAUCAUUCUCUCUUCUCUUCAUGCACCGCCUGGUGUUGCUCCUCUUAUCAUUCUCUCUUCUAUUCAUGCACCGCCUGGUGUUGCUCCUCUUAUCAUUCUCUCUUCUCUUCAUGUACCGCUUGGUGUUGCUCCUCUUAUCAUUCUCUCUUCUCUUCAUGCACCGCCUGGUGUUGCUCCUCUUAUCAUUCUCUCUUCUAUUCAUGCACCGCCUGGUGUUGCUCCUCUUCCCAUUUUACAGAGCUGCGUCUCUAGCUCUCCCUGUUGAAUUCUGUUAUUAGUAAUAAUAAUAAAAAGUGCCAGGUGCCAGGCCCUUGUCUGGGGGUGUUCUCCCAGUAGUAAAGAUAGUGUGUGACUGAACUAGCACGCUGUUCCCUGUAUAGUGCACUACUUUUGAGGGUACUAAGGUACCAUUCCUGACAAAUGUAUGGUGUGCUUUUUAAAGUUGCUGUUACCACCGCUUUCUGUCUUUUCUGUGUGUCUGUUAUCAUCAUAUUAUGGGUUGAAAUUGGCUUUCCUUUUGUUUCUACUAGCUUUUUGUUGCUGGAAAUUGUGACUUCAUCAAACAUUGUCAAAAAAUGCUUAUCAUAACCAAAGAGGGAUUGGGAAGUGUGUUUGCGUGCGUGUGUGCGUGCGUGUAUGUGUGUGUGCUUGCGUGCGUGCGUGUGUGUGUGUGUGUGUGUGUGUGUGUGCGUGCGUGUGUGCGUGUGUGUGUGUGUGUGUGUGUGUGUGUGUGUGUGCUGGUAGUUAUCCUUCAUUUCAAAGAUAUGGAGGAAAACUAGCAGGGAUCAUCCGUCAGUCACCACUGUUGUAACGAACGCAGUACUGGAGCUGAAAGUCACGUUUGUUUUCAAGUUCACUUCAUGACAAGAGUGUUGUUGAGUAUGCAAAUGUAUUAUUUUUAAAGAAAAGCUAUUGUAAAUAUAGUUUGUGAAUAUUUUUGUAUCAUCUUGAUAAAUCUUUGUCCUUUUACGUUAAUUAGUCAAAGUCCAACUGAUCUCAUCCUCCCGAAACAAACCCAACACUGCCUGUGGUUGGGUCUCAAAUUGCGCCCUAUUCCCUAUAUAGUAGUGUUGCCAUGAUGCCAGUAUCGCGAUUCUACGACACUCAAUUUUCCUUGGUAAAUAACUUGAAAUAUUGUGUUAACAGCUUCAAAAUAAGACUGUCAUUAUUAGGACUGUUUUCGUCAAAGACAUCGAGUCUCCUUCAUGUUUUGUUUCCUUUGCUUCCUUACUUCCUAGUAUCGCGACACGUCUGGUAUCGCGACACGUCUGGUAUCGCGACACGUCUAGUUUCGCGACACGUCUAGUAUCGCGACACGUCUAGUAUCGCGACACUUCUGGUAUCAUGACAAAACUACUAUAUAAUGUAAAACUGCUAUACAUUUGACCAGGGCCCAUAGGGAAACUCAUAGAGAUCCGGGUCAAUAGAAAUGCACGACAUCUUCUGUCUUCUCUCAUAGGUGAACCUAAUCCCCUCCAAAUGUCUCAUUGUCAGCUACAUACUGCAGACAUCUCUCUCUCUGUGGUGGUCCGUCCAUUUUAACAGAUAUCUCUCUCUGUGGUGGUCUGUCCACUUUUAACAGAUGUCUCUCUCUCUCUCUCUCUCUGUGUGAUCUGUCAUAACGAACCCCAGUGGACCCAUUUUAGAAUCUACUGUGUUCCUAGACAGCAACUGUACUGUAGCUUCUCUCUCUGCUGUUAGGUUGUGUCCCAAAUACGCUCCGUUUUGGGACGUAGCUUCUCUCUGUCUCCCACCUUCUUCGUCCCUGGUGUCAUUCAUAACAGACUAGCAUUCACAUUUUUAGGUUAAGAAUGGACAAUAAUGAUUCACAAAAACUGUGGUUGCUAUCCACUAUCCACUAUCAGAGAACUAUGUGAAUAUCAGAAUUGUUGCUAAUUAUUGUCAAUAUACAAGUGGUAUUUUAAAGAUAGCACAGCCUUAUGUUAAAGAAAAGUUGAUAUUGUUCUUAUUUUUGUUAUUGAAAAUGUUUUUUUUUUUAAAAGCUUAAAGACCAUUUACAUUUUGUUUCCCAUUUUUUAAAUGCUGUUUUUUUUUUUUGGAAGGGGGGUAAAUUAUUUUGUAUUGUUUUUAUUUUAUUUUAAAUGUAAAGUUAGACAUAUAAUUUAAUUUAACUGUAGCAAUGUACUGAUUAAAACAUCCUGGUAAUUGUAAACCUAACAUUUUAAACUUCAUUAUUGCUCUAGAAAUAGUUACAGUGCAAGAGAUAUUUCGAUAGAAUAGCUGAUAUUAAUGUGUAAAGCCUGUCACCUAAAUCAUGAAAUCAAUUGAUCAAUCUUCUUGGCAAAGGACUGCCAACAUCAACUUUUCUUUAAAAAAAAAAAUGAUAUCAGAA